AUGCAUACUGCUUCUACAAACAUUUGUGAAAGAGUGGUUCGCUCUCAGGAACUCUGUGAAUUCAAGCAUGGUACCGUGAUAGGUUGCCACCUGUGCAAUAAGUCAAUCCGUGAAAUUUCCUUGCUACCAAAUAUCCCACGGUCAAUUGUUAGUGGUAUUAUAACAAAGUGGAAGCAACUGGGAAAAACAGCAACUCAGUCACAAAGUGAGUGGGGUCAGCACAUGCUGAAGAGCACAGUACGCAGAAGUCACCAACUGUCUGUAGAGUCAAUAGCUAAAGUUCAAGCUUUGUGUGGCCUUCAGAUUAGCACAACAAUGUGUAGAGAGCUUCAUGGAGUGGGUUUCCAUGGC
This is a messenger RNA of Staurois parvus, 351 nucleotides long. The record is from the annotation of a GenBank genome assembly. NCBI's taxonomy places the organism in Eukaryota, Metazoa, Chordata, Amphibia, Anura, Ranidae.